AUGCCCUGCCCCCGUGCUGUGCUGUGCUGCAGGAUCCCCGACAACCAGACCCAGGGCUUCCUGGGGCGUGUGGUGGACGAGGUGCAGGGCAGCCGCAGCGUGGGCGUGCGCCAGGUGGAGCGCAUGCUGCCUGUGGGCACCAUGCUGACGGCGGUGGGGGAGCUGGCCACCGCGGGCGGCAAGAUGCUGGUGCUGCGUGCGCCUCGCGACGGCGCUUUCUACCUCAGCCGCCAGCCGCUGCCCGAUGUGAUCGCCUCGCUGCAGGCCAGCUCGCUGGCCUGCCAGCAGUGGGCCGCGGCCUUCACGGCGGUGGGGGCCAGCAUGCUGGUGGCCGCCGCCACGCAGCACGCGCUGACCUGGGUGCGCCAGCGCCGGCUGCGGCAGCGGGUGGAGAAGGCGAUGCGCGAGCGAGCGGCGGCGGCCGCAGCGGCCGGCGGUGGCGGGGCGGCGGGCGCGCCGGCAGCCAGCGCGGCCGAGCCGCAGCCGGCGGAUGUUGCGGAGGCGGCUGAGGGCGGUGCCAGGCCAUCCCUGUGCGUGGUGUGCCUGGAGCGGCCCUGCGCGACCGUCUUCCCCGCCUGCGGCCACAUGUGCGCCUGCAGCCGCUGCUCGCACGGCCUGCGGCGAUGCCCCAUCUGCCGCUCCCGGGGCGCCCCCAUCCGCGUGUACACCGCCUAG
Chlorella variabilis is the source of this 675-nucleotide messenger RNA. RefSeq lists its product as hypothetical. Bases 1 to 675 code for a protein of 224 amino acids. The record is from RefSeq and is a predicted model, not a curated record. Gene Ontology annotation, biological process: protein ubiquitination; organelle organization. The transcript is spliced from 2 exons. Gene Ontology annotation, molecular function: ubiquitin-protein transferase activity. Lineage: Eukaryota; Viridiplantae; Chlorophyta; Trebouxiophyceae; Chlorellales; Chlorellaceae.